AUGGCUCUCCAAACUGCCACUCAGGAAGAUCCCUUGACUCGGGCGCUGCGACCCCUGCCGGAGGAGACUCCAGAUCAACGAACCGCGAGACUCGAAGCCGAAGCCCUGGCAAAGACCAUCAGCACCGAGAUUGACGAGUAUCUCAGGAAGGAGGCUCAGAAGAGAAAGGAGCAAAAGGUGAAAUUGCUACUGCUAG
This is a messenger RNA of Acaulospora colombiana, 196 nucleotides long. The record is from the annotation of a GenBank genome assembly. NCBI's taxonomy places the organism in Eukaryota, Fungi, Glomeromycota, Glomeromycetes, Diversisporales, Acaulosporaceae.